AUGGCUUCAUCUCUCGGAUCUAGUCGCUCGGACCCGGUUCCGUGCAUGCCAAGCCCGCAACAUCGACCAAUGAACUGCGAGCUUCCCAGCCUCCUGCCGAGCCUCCUGCCCGGCGAUCCUACGCAGUCACUCAUUUUGUAUGACCCCACAGCGCCUCUCGAAACCACUGCCUGUGUUUGUUCCUCCGAAUCCUGUGCCUCCUCCGAAUGCCAGACACAUCCCGAUACCAGUGUUUCCGCAGAGUCAUGGACCUUCCCGGUUCCCCCUCUCAGUCGGGCAUACAGUACUCCAGAUAAGGGAAUCUCUGCAAUCAAUGGAUUUGCCCAGCCCCAUGGCUACGCUGUCACUGUUCUACGAUCCAAUGUCUCAGAGGAAGGAGUAAAGCAGACAGUCCACCUUAUUUGUGAACACGCGCGCAAAGGGAAGCAAGAAGAUCAUGCUCCUAUGAAGGAAAGCCAUACACGCGCAUUGUCGUGCCAAUUCACUGCGACACUUCGACCCGAUUUGGCAACUGGAAACUGGCGUCUGACCGUUCAGAAUACAACACACAGUCACGGGCCAUCUGUUGCUUCGACGCAUCCUGUUCACCGUACCCGUGAACUUCUACAACAAGAGGAUUUCAUCAUAGCCGCCCUUCGGCAAGGACGUGCAGUUUCUCAAAUCCUGACUGAUAUCCGCGAAGCAAACCCCGAGAGUUGUUUGAUCCCACGCGAUUUCUGCAACAUCAGAUGGAAGUUGAGAAAUUGA
Messenger RNA from Penicillium brevicompactum, 747 nucleotides. RefSeq lists its product as uncharacterized. The transcript has a single exon. Lineage: Eukaryota; Fungi; Ascomycota; Eurotiomycetes; Eurotiales; Aspergillaceae. The record is from RefSeq and is a predicted model, not a curated record. Bases 1 to 747 code for a protein of 248 amino acids.